Messenger RNA from Nelumbo nucifera (sacred lotus), 2081 nucleotides. Its product is annotated as ketol-acid reductoisomerase, chloroplastic. Lineage: Eukaryota; Viridiplantae; Streptophyta; Magnoliopsida; Proteales; Nelumbonaceae. Gene Ontology annotation, cellular component: mitochondrion; chloroplast. Gene Ontology annotation, molecular function: ketol-acid reductoisomerase activity. Gene Ontology annotation, biological process: L-valine biosynthetic process. The record is from RefSeq and is a predicted model, not a curated record.
UCCUUCCUGUAUAAAACCCACUUCGACCAUUAGCAUCACCCCCUCUUUUCCCCUCUCUCUCUCUCUCUCUCUCUCAGUGUGUGAGCCUGUUUUACUCGUUAAUGGCGGCCGCCAGCUUCUCCCCAUCUGUAACUUCUCCUGUUUCUUCAUCCAAAACCCUAAAUCCAGUCUCGAAGACCCUAGGCCUGAGGCUGGGCAUUCUAUCUUCCUCUUCUAAAACCCUGAGACCUCUCCUUGCCCGUGUCUCGACGAGUUGUGCCGCUUCCACCAGGGGAUCCGCUCUUGGAGCUCGCAUGGUCUCAGUACCUGCGAUCAAGCCCAUGAUUUCGCUCGAUUUCGAGACUUCUGUGUUCAAUAAGGAGAAGAUAACCCUUGCUGGUCAUGACGAGUAUAUUGUGAGAGGUGGGAGAGAUCUGUUCCCCUUGCUGCCAGAUGCCUUCAAGGGGAUCAAGCAGAUUGGCGUCAUUGGGUGGGGGUCUCAGGGGCCUGCCCAAGCUCAGAACUUGAGAGAUUCUCUUGCAAUUGCAAAAUCCGACAUUGUGGUCAAGAUUGGUCUGAGGAAGGGCUCACGUUCCUUUGAGGAAGCUCGUGCUGCUGGUUUUACCGAAGAAAGUGGUACCCUGGGUGAUAUAUGGGAAACUAUUUCUGGCAGUGAUCUGGUGUUGCUAUUGAUUUCCGAUGCAGCACAGGCAGAUAAUUAUGAGAAAGUAUUUUCUCACAUGAAGCCAAACAGCAUACUUGGGCUUUCUCAUGGGUUUCUUCUUGGACAUUUACAGUCAUUAGAUCUUGAUUUCCCUAAGAAUAUUAGUGUUAUCGCUGUAUGCCCCAAGGGAAUGGGCCCCUCUGUCAGAAGACUGUAUGUCCAAGGCAAAGAGAUAAAUGGCGCAGGAAUCAAUUCUAGCUUUGCUGUCCACCAGGAUGUUGAUGGUAGAGCUACAGAUGUUGCGCUUGGGUGGUCAGUGGCCCUUGGCUCUCCGUUUACAUUUGCCACUACACUGGAACAAGAGUAUAAGAGUGACAUUUUUGGGGAGCGUGGCAUUUUACUUGGUGCUGUUCAUGGAAUUGUGGAGUCCUUGUUCAGAAGGUACACUGAGAACGGUAUGAGUGAAGAUCUUGCUUACAAAAAUACCGUCGAGUGCAUUACAGGAAUUAUAUCCAAGACCAUCUCAACUAAGGGCAUGCUGGCUGUCUAUAAUGCCUUGUCAGAGGAUGGUAAAAAGGAAUUCGAAGCUGCCUACAGUGCUUCAUAUUAUCCUUGUAUGGAUAUCCUGUACGAGUGCUAUGAAGAUGUGGCUUACAGGAGUGAGAUUCGGAGUGUUGUCUUGGCGGGGCGUCGCUUUUAUGAAAAAGAGGGUUUACCAGCAUUCCCGAUGGGUAAUAUUGACCAGACCAGAAUGUGGAAAGUUGGUGAACGAGUACGAUCAACAAGGCCAGAGGGGGACUUGGGUCCGUUGCAUCCUUUCACUGCUGGUGUCUAUGUGGCCUUAAUGAUGGCUCAGAUUGAGGUAUUGAGGAAGAAGGGUCACUCUUACUCAGAGAUCAUCAAUGAAAGUGUGAUCGAGUCAGUUGAUUCAUUGAACCCUUUCAUGCAUGCACGUGGAGUCUCAUUCAUGGUUGAUAACUGUUCCACAACUGCAAGGUUGGGAUCUAGGAAGUGGGCUCCGCGCUUUGAUUACAUUCUUACCCAACAGGCUCUUGUGGCUGUGGACAAAGGCACUCAAAUUAACCAGGACCUCAUCAGCAACUUCCUGUCUGAUCCUGUGCAUGGAGCCAUUGAAAUCUGCGCUGAGCUAAGGCCAACUGUCGACAUAUCAGUACCUCCUGAUGCAGAUUUCGUUAGGCCUGAGCUGCGUCAAUCUUGAAAUUAGACUUGGGAUGAGGAGGCUAUAGCCUAUAUCCACCUGUGUCCUUUUUGAUAGUUGUUGCUUUGAAUUAGCUUUCAUGAAGAGGAUAUAAGGAUGAAUCCGUUUCUUUUUUUUUUUCCUGCAUCAAGUGCUCUACGAGUUGUAACGUUGUAAUGUUGUGCUGAGUUUUGUGAACCGUGCAGAAAUUAAUAACACAUCUUUAUCUAUUUAGUAUUA